Messenger RNA from Colletotrichum scovillei, 1864 nucleotides. RefSeq lists its product as uncharacterized. Lineage: Eukaryota; Fungi; Ascomycota; Sordariomycetes; Glomerellales; Glomerellaceae. The coding region runs from base 445 to 1704 and encodes 419 amino acids. The record is from RefSeq and is a predicted model, not a curated record. The transcript is spliced from 6 exons.
CAAACCCAUGACGAUAACAUCUAGAUGGGGAAUAUGAGAGCGAGGCAAGAGGGCAGCAAUCAUUGCUAAUGUUUGCCUCCUUACCAACUGCCACCGGCGAUCCAACGGUUUAGUAACUUAGUUCGGCACAUUCAUCCAUGUCCUGAUGGCGACGUCCAACCAGAACGCUUCAUGCACCGGGCACCAACACCAACACCAUUUCGCUUGUUUGCUAACAAGAUGCAUAUCACCCCUGUCGCACACCCAGAGGCAGGCACAAGGUCCGAUUACAUCAACUUCUCGGCCGCAAGGGAAUUUCCUUUAUCUUCGUCUUAUAUCUGCAAAGCAUAUUCCCGGUGCUCAGACGAAGAUGGGUGAAGCCCAGACGGCAAGCCGCAUUCACCUUUCUCACUUUGUGUGACCAGAUGUUCCUGCAUCCAAUUUGUUAGGACUCCCACUUGCACAAUGGUUUCCAUCGCAUACCACUCGGACCACGACAUCUCCGGCAUUCUGACCAUCUCACACGGAGUACUGAGUUUUGUGGCCACUGUUCUCUUCUUGCUCAGACUUUAUGCCUCAUGGCGGACACCACAUGCAAUAUGGACAGCAGAUGUUCAUAUUUCUUUGAUAGCUUUGCUGGCAAAUCACGCUUUGCUUGCUAUUGAACUUGCCGCUGUUCCACUCGGUCUUGGGACCAACAUUCAAGAUGUCAUGGAAAAUCAACCUGGCGGUACGGCCCCUCUGUUCAAGUGUAUUCUGGCCAUCGACAUUAUACACUGCGUAGCAUGCUCAGCCGCCAAGAUAGCAGUCCUCGCAAUGUACUACCGCCUUUUCUCAGCUUCAAAGGUUUUGCGGUGCUGGGUAUGGGGAACAACGAUCGCAAUAUUGCUGUGGCUCAUUGCCGUGAUUUUUGUCAGCACUUUCUCGUGUUUGCCCGUAGAGUACCACUGGGACAAGUCGCUUCCGGGUACCUGCAUGGGGAUCAGCAAAAUAGGGAUCUUAUUCCCGAACAUCCUCUUCGACAUCAUAGCCAUGGUCCUUCCCAUCAACGAGAUAUGGAGGCUUCAGAUGCGACGGACCAAGAAGGCGGCACUCACAGGCAUCUUCUUGAUCGGCGGCAGCGUAAUCCUCAUCUCCAUCUCCCGGCCGCUUCUCUUCUGGAUCUUCCGUCCGGUGCCCGGUGUAGCGCACAACGUCAGCCAGACGACCAUCUUCCCUUACACGGCAUCGGCCGCCGAAGUCUGCCUCGACAUCAUCGGCGCCUGCCUGCCGCCCUGUGCGUCUCUCUUCAGGCGCUUCUUUGGUGGCGUCGUGAGCGUUGUGAAAUCAGGACAUCAUUACUCCACCUCGCGGGGCAAAUCCAGCGGCAAAGAUUCGUCUACGAAGAGAUCCAGCAAGGUACACGCGCUCACCAUCGGUAAAGCGAGUAACCGCAAGCGGGCCGCCGCCGCUAAUGACACGAUCGAUCUCGAGGGGUCGUUUGAACGGCUUGGAGACGGGGUCAGCUGGCAGGGUUCGACGGAGGAAUUGUAUGGCAUGGAUGAUCUACAGCACAGCAAAGCGAACGUGGGUGAUGGCAAGGAACGUGAUGGGAUAUGCGUCAGGCACGAUAUCCAAGUUCAUCAUGGGGGCCCAGUUACGGAGGAAGACAUCAGAAAGUGGCACCGGGGAGAUGUCUUCGACGGGAGAUCCAGCAGACUUUCGGGAGAAGCUAGGGGUUUGUGAGUCUUUCAAGUUGCGUUUUUACUUAUCUGAUGUAAGAUUUUGUACAUGUAGGAUCUAAGUCAAACCCCCCACUUCCCGGCACCCCCCUGUUUCUGGCACCCACAAAAACGCGAAAAUCCACCACAACGCAAUGCCCACCCCAACCUCCUUUUAUCACAAC